Molecule: messenger RNA, 1122 nt
Organism: Xylaria bambusicola
Lineage: Eukaryota; Fungi; Ascomycota; Sordariomycetes; Xylariales; Xylariaceae
Exons: 3
Coding region: 588-854 (88 amino acids)
Source: RefSeq, a predicted model, not a curated record
GCCAAUUUGGACGAGGUUAGAUAGCUCUAAUGUACCGUGCGCAUAGCAGCCAUUUACCGGUACAAUAACUGUAUCAGACACUGUGCAUCGACUAGGAAGAAGGUGAGAUGAGGAGGGUGGGGCCUGAGUUGAGCGGAUUUGUUGAAGGACGAAGCAAUUCUCAAUUCUCACUGCUUGCGACUUGUUCGGGACUAGCGCUUCCAUUUCUCCCUCAGCACCACUUGCACUAAGGACCUACCUAGCCGUAGCAAAUAUUAGCAGACUUCAACAGCAGUGUACUACAGUGACCGAACAGAAGGCCUACAGUACCUGGCGUCACCACUGUAGACAACUGUAGGGCACCCGGAUCAACCUUGGUAGCUCUCCUCGCCCUAGAUCCGAUCUGGUCCGUGCACGACCCGUUUCUGUCCGUUCUGCCGCUCGCUUUUCUGGCCGCUCUCAUCAGUCAGUCUCUUCCUUCCUCUGGAAAAAGUCUCCAUUACCAAACCCCCAAACCAACCAACGUCCUCCCAUCUCCUCUCCUUCAAUUGCAAUCCCCUUGCAAUUGAUUUCCCCUUAAUUCCGAGGACUUGACAUCCCUCUCUAAUAUGUUCCGCAACGCCCUCCGCCAGUCCUCGCGCGCCGUGAGCGCUCUCUCUGCCAGCGGCAGAGUCGCUGCUACACGAAAUGCCGCACCCGCCGCCAUUAACUUCCAGGCCCGGACCUACGCCGACAAGGCCACACCCACCGAGGUGUCCUCCAUCCUAGAGCAGAGAAUUCGAGGUGUUGCCGAGGAGUCCAACCUCGCUGAGACUGGCCGUGUCUUGUCUGUCGGGUAUGUGGAUCCACCAGGGCGAGAUUUUCCGUCAACGUGACAUCCGAGCUACAAACGUCAACAUCACCUCCACACGCCGAUAAGCCGCAACCACAAUGCCGGCCGAAGGCGCAUUCGCCUUCCUACGCUGAACAUUACCGCCACGGCUAUUAUGUUACGUUCAAUCAUUGAGGGAUAUUUUAUCACUAACACGGGAGUCUAACAGUGAUGGUAUUGCCCGUGUACACGGUAUGGCCAAUGUCCAGGCCGAGGAGCUGGUCGAGUUCGCUUCCGGUGUCAAGGGAAUGUGCAUGAACUUGGAGGCUGGC